This is a messenger RNA of Archocentrus centrarchus (flier cichlid), 2917 nucleotides long. It is a transcript of the gene stk40, whose product is annotated as serine/threonine kinase 40. Gene Ontology annotation, biological process: protein phosphorylation. Gene Ontology annotation, molecular function: ATP binding; protein kinase activity. Lineage: Eukaryota; Metazoa; Chordata; Actinopteri; Cichliformes; Cichlidae. The record is from RefSeq and is a predicted model, not a curated record.
GGCGGUUUUGGCUCGAGAGCUCCAGUAUGUCUAAGCGGCGCUCGUCAGAGAGGGGGGCUGGUGAGACAUCAGGCAGGGCCAGCAAGCUGCAGUGUCCUGGGAUAUCUGGUAGUAAUGCCAAAAGAGCUGGGCCUUUCAUCCUUGGGCCUCGCCUGGGCAACUCACCAGUGCCGAGCAUAGUGCAGUGUCUGGCCAGAAAAGACGGCACCGAUGAUUUCUAUCAGCUCAAAAUCUUGACGCUGGAGGAACGAGUAGACUCUGCCAAGGAGACUCAGGAGGAGAGGCAGGGGAAGAUGCUGUUGCACACAGAAUACUCACUCCUUUCCCUGUUGCACAACCAAGAUGGUGUGGUCCACCACCAUGGCCUUUCUCAGGAUCGAGCCUAUGAAAUAGUAGAAGACACGGAUCUACAAAUGCGUAAGAUGAAGAAGCGACUCUGCCUCGUGCUGGACUGCUUGUGUGCACAUGACUUCAGUGACAAGACAGCAGAUCUAAUAAAUCUCCAGCAUUAUGUCAUAAAGGAGAAGCGGCAAAGUGAACGGGAGGCCAUUGUCAUCUUCUAUGAUGUAGUGCGUGUGGUGGAGGCUCUUCACAAGAAAAACAUUGUUCACAGAGACCUCAAGCUGGGAAACAUGGUGCUGAACAAGCGAACUCACCGAAUCACCAUCACCAACUUCUGCCUGGGAAAGCACCUCGUGAGUGAGGAUGACCUGCUGAAAGACCAGAGAGGAAGUCCAGCAUACAUCAGUCCUGACGUACUAAGUGGUCGACCGUACCGUGGAAAACCUAGUGACAUGUGGGCGCUUGGCGUCGUCCUAUUCACAAUGCUGUAUGGCCAGUUCCCAUUUUAUGACAGCAUACCUCAAGAACUCUUCCGCAAGAUCAAGGCUGCUGAGUACUCCAUCCCAGAGGAUGGCCGUGUGUCAGAGAACACAGUGUGCCUCAUCCGAAAGCUGCUGGUGUUGGACCCUCAGGAAAGGUUGGCUGCAGCAGAGGUGCUCGAGUCACUCAGUGCCAUCAUUGCCUCAUGGCAGUCAGUUUCAGCGAUGAGUGGCCCUUUGCAGGUGGUUCCAGAUAUUGAUGAUCAGGUCAAUCACCCAGAACAAGAGGCCAAGGUGAUAGAAGAGUCUUCACAGUACGAGUUUGAGAACUACAUGCGGCAGCAGCUGCUGCUAGCUGAAGAGAAGAACACUAUCCACGAAGCCAAGAGCUUUCUCACAAACCGUCAGUUUGGCAGCAUCCCACCUGUAAGGCGUCUUGGCCACGAUGCCCAGCCCGUCAGCCCACUAGAUGCUGCCAUCCUGGCACAACGUUUUCGCGGAAGUAACCACCAAUUCCAGACUCUGGUCUCUGCAGGAAGAACCUGCAGAGUCCAGAGAGGACUGGAGUAGACCCCACCCCCCCAAACUGAACUUGCAUACAGGAGGCCUGAGCUGAUGUACAGACAGCCUCAUAUGUAGGUGGGUUUUUGGCAGUCGAGGUGGAACAGAUAUGAAGUGGGCACCAGAACAAACUGCCACACUCAGAACUUCACUCCCCUUGUCUGAAUCCUCUUGUGGAACAUGGAAAGCCUGCAGGAAGACCUGAACCACAGGUUCCCCGUCUUCAGGUUGCCCAGUCAGCUCUCACUGUGCAGCAGAUGUGAGGCAAUAGACUCACAAGGCCCCAACACAAUGCUCUGCCUGGGGUGUUGAAGAAACUUUUCAACCCUGUGUUCCUCCUCCUUUGAGGUCACCCUACUGUACACACCCCCACCCCCCACCCCACCCCCAAGGAAAAAAAAAAAACCCAACCAUUCUGAUCCACUGAGCAAUACAGGACCAGAUUCAUGUAGCAACCACCUUCUCUUCCAGUGUAAUGGUAUGCCUCAAGUCAGAUCACUUGAUCACAGAUGUCACUUCUGUAUACCUCCAUCCUCCAUUCCAACCUCCUCCCUCACUCCUUCCUUUUUCUGUUUUCCUGAAUCAAAAAUGAUCUUGUUCCUGGUCUGUAACUCUGACUUUAAAUCAAUCUACCUCUUUGUCUCUCUUCUGUUGGUAAACCAUGCUCACUGUUUCUGAGACGAGGGAUUGUAACAAUUGAGUGAUGCCACCAGUGACAUAGCAUUAAUGUUUUUCUGUCAGUGAUAAUGCUUUGAAACCUUGUCAGUUGUUUCAAAAAAUGCAGAUAAGCUUUUUUUUUUUAAAAAAAAAAAAAAAAUCCAUAAUUAAGUAGCAUUUAUCCCUAUAUUUGCAUUGAAGAAAGAACUGAAGAUCAAAGUGUGUACAAGAACUCUUUGAUAUUUGCAGGAAUGCGUUGUCUCCUGCUUUUGCUCCUCCCUGUGGAAUCUAUUUUUAGCAUCUAGGCAGCUAGUGUAAGGUACCUGGAAGUUGCAAAUGCCAAGAACUGAAUGGGGAAAAACUGUUGGCUCCUCCCUGCCAAGGCAUAUUGAUAACGCUUCCACAGUGCCGCUAUAGUGACGAUCAGGUACUGUCAUGUUUCUAUUGCCAAAAUCUUGCCUUAAAGUGCCCCUAUUUGUAGGUUUCCCUGUCCUUGAGUCUUGCAUAGCUCCAACUUGUCAGACCUUUCACAUGUAUGAAAGUGGGCUAAGUUCAGCUGUAGUGGAAUUAUUCUCAACUGUGGAAAAUGGUGCUGAAACUCCUUUUAGUCCCCCCCCCUCCAAUCAUCUGCAUCAUCUGUGUAACACACUGAGACUGUGCAGGCUACUUUGGCAUGACCUCAAAGGUCAAGCAGCUGUCUCAGCUACAUCCAGAUGCAGCCUGCUGCCUCGCAGUCAUCACUUCCUUUCCAGUUUCUAAUAACUGAAAUGUCCUCAGCACAACAAAAAGCACAACAAAAGAUCUGCUGUUUGCUGCAAGUGUCAAAAUGGGUGUAUUUAUGCACUACCAUCUGAGGAAAUAAAGAACCUACUGGAGUA